AUGUCUAUACAACUCAUUGCAUGGAUAAGACAAGUUGCUACUCUCAGUGACACUGCUCUGGAAGAAGAACUCGAACUAUUCAACAACACUCUAUCAAUGCAUUUGCAAGAGUCAUUGAAUAAUUACCUUGGACUGUCAGAAUUUUCGGAGCUUCGUGAUUUGUAUAAAUGUAGUAAAAAAGUUUUGAAAGCAUCACUUCAAAAUGGAAAACCGAAUCAAAGCCUGCCACAACUCUAUGAUAUUACCUAUGCCUUUCUACUGUCUCGUGUUCUGUUUCUCAAAUAUCUCAAGGAAAAAUAUCCUAACAUAACUCCAGCACAGUUUCUCAUUCACCAAUUGUUCAACUCAAGAGCCAUCAGACUAUGCUUUCUGAAACUGAAGCUAUUGUCUUUGGACAAGUUGAACGACAUACAUUGCAGCUAUAUUGACGAUGAUUUGCGCUGCCUCUUUUGUUUUGAUCAAGCUCAUGUGUUGGCCGAACAUCUUGGAAGCACGAUUAUCUCGUCAAUGGAGGGAAAUCACAUCCAACAAAACGGAGAUGUGAAUGAAGAUUCAAAAAGAGGAACACUCUCAGUCUUGCUUGCUGGAAUCAAUGACAAUGACUCGGCAACGGCACAACGCAUACGACUGAAAAAACAGCAUGCCUUUUCGAAUAUCAAUGAUAUAGUAGAGGAAUCUUACAAUGCGGUAAUUGGUCGAUUCGCUCGACCAUCAGGGCUCAUUCACACACAGAUUAUGUUAAAGCUUAUUUUAUCAUCAAUGAUGACGACCAAUCAUGGACCAAUAUACUGCCAACUGGACAAGAAUCAAGAAUACUUUUUCAUGAAUACUGUUGGAUCUAUACAUCUCAUUUGUGAAACUGGCGGAUACUUUUUGUCUGAAGGAUAUGUGAUAGACUUGCUUCUCAAUUUAUUCCGAACAGAGUUUCAACAGUUCAAUCUGUUGUCAUCGUUGGAUCUUUUGAGCAGCAUUGCUGGCACAAAAGGUAAAAAAACUACAGCCAAAGGAACACCAUUCGAAGCCGUCAUUUUGGCUGGUAUGAUCCAAAAAAAUGGACCGCAUCUUUCAAAUGUCCUAUCUAGUUUUGGUGUUUCGAUUGCUGGUCUUGAUGGUUUACAGUUGCCAACAAUAGAGCGUAAGGCUGGAGAUGGCACAAUCAUAUCCGAUAGACCAACAGGAGUCUUUUUUCGUCCUUCAAACCAGUUUCGACCAGACAUCCUUGCGUUUUUAUCCAAACAAGUCUGCGUGUCAUUUGGAAUCAAGCUAUAUACAUCAAAAAUUCCUUCAGCAGUGUCUGCCGAUAAUCUUGAAUCUACAAAUCCAGACUUUUUCUUUAUUAAAGCAGAUCGGCCAACGAAUAACGAAACGUAUUUGAAAUGGCAGCAGAGUAUAUCUGAUACCCCGUUAAAGUUUUCAAUAAGGUUCUUGAUUGAGCUGCCUGAACCACUCAGUGCUGUUUCAACUGAAAAUACUUAUAACAGCGUCGAGGGAAACCAAAAUAUCGUUGUUGUCGUUUCAAAGAGCAAUAUGCGCAAUAUUUUAAGCGAGCAGAUUGCGUCGUUUGUUGAAUUCAUUACCAGUUCCUGA
Molecule: messenger RNA, 1587 nt
Organism: Batrachochytrium dendrobatidis JAM81
Lineage: Eukaryota; Fungi; Chytridiomycota; Chytridiomycetes; Rhizophydiales
Exons: 5
Coding region: 1-1587 (528 amino acids)
Source: RefSeq, a predicted model, not a curated record